Penaeus vannamei (Pacific white shrimp) is the source of this 773-nucleotide messenger RNA. NCBI's taxonomy places the organism in Eukaryota, Metazoa, Arthropoda, Malacostraca, Decapoda, Penaeidae. The record is from RefSeq and is a predicted model, not a curated record.
UCCACGCCGGUCGCUCACUCCACUCCUUCCACCGGUCGCUCACCCCACUCACUCCACUCCUUCCUCGUGUCUUCGGUCCUGUGGGAUUUUUCUUCGGUCGUUCACAGCCUCUUCGGAGUUCUUGAGAUGAAGAUGGACGAGACUCUCCGUAAUUUGGUCCUGGUACACAAGAUCGGACGGAAAAAUAAAUUCAGCGUGGCGGUCCUCCUGGCCUCCACAGCAGCCGUGACGGUGGCCAUCAGUAACAAGCCCCCUUACUUGGCCGCGUCGAACACCGAGGAGGCAAGGGGGGCGGAUGGCAAAGUGAAGAUGGGCAGGUGGCCGCCUCUGGAGAUUGGCUGCUCUGGCUGCGUCCUCCCCAUCGCCUGCAGCAGUGACUCCAAGUGCCCAGCCUCCAGGAAAUGCUGCUUCGACCCGUGCAGGCAGCGCCACGUCUGUCGUCUUCCCUCGCCUUUGUAAUGUCAUCUCCACCAUCAUGUCUUCUCUCAUGUCUCAUCCAGUACUGUCAGCAUCAUGUCUAUAGAUUGUCAUUAUUCUGUCAUCUCGCGUAGUCGCACCUGCAUGCUCUCUCAUCUUCUCAGUUCUAUUUAAAUUAUAUGUGAUUUUCCUCCACAUGAGAGCGUGUUGGAUGUGACAAAAUGUAAAAAGAAAUGUAUUUUUUUGGUGAAAUGAUUUAGGUACGUUGUGUUUUGGAGCAAGAAAAACAUCAUUCAUGCCUUAUAUCCAUAGUGAUUUAGUAUAUAUCGUAAUAAAUGGUUAUUUAUUGAUUGUGA